ACUCAGAAUCUUCUCAGUUACAACCAGCAUAAGAUACAUCUCCUCUUCAACAUGGCCUACAGCUGCUGCUCUGGAAACUUCUCCUCCCGCUCCCUUAGGAGCUGCCUGCCCUCCUCAGGAUCCUGCCGUGGCUCUUCCUACCCCAGCAACCUGGUCUACACCACUACCACCUGUUCUCCCAGCACCUGCCAGCUGAGCUCCUCUCUGAACACUGGCUGCCAGGAGACCUGCACUGAGCCCAUCCGCUGCUCUCCCAGCACCUGUCAGCUCAGCUCCUCUCUGAACACUGGCUGCCAGGAGACCUGCAUUGAGCCCAUCCGCUGCCAGAGGUCCUGUGUGGUGCCCAGCCCCUGCCAGAAGCCCUGCUACUACCCCAGGAGCUCCACACCCUGCAGUUCCUGCCAGGGCACAUAUGCUGGCUCUCUGGGCUUUGGGUCCAGAAGCUGCAGUUCCCUGGCCUAUGGAUCUAGAAGCUGCUACCCAGUGGGCUGUGGAAACAGUGGCUUUAGAUCCCUGGAUUGUGGAGUCUAUGGCUUCCCUUCCCUGAGUUAUGGGUCCACAUUCUACUACCCAGUGUAUGUGGCUUCUACAGGAUUUCAACCUUCUUGUUAUAGAUCAGUCUGUGGUACUGGCUUCUAGAAAUUAAAGUUAACUCUGUAUUCUUACAAUAUCAAAAUCAAAUUCUCUAUGUUCACUAUUCAUCGUAUAUAAUUUUCCUUUUCUCUUUCCAGUAACAAUUUUUUUCUCUUCUACUUUUGUUAGAAUCUUAAUGUGUAAUCCCUCGUAUGCCUUAAAUAUUAUGCUAUUGAAAUAUCUAUACCUAUAUCUCUAUCUAUCUAUCUAUCUAUCUAUCUAUCUAUCUAUCUAUCUAUACACAUAUAUAUGUAUAUAUACCAGCUAUUUAGUGUUUAUUCAAACCUAUUUGAAAACUGAAAUUUUAUUCCAAUAAAUUUGUGCAAUCUGA
Molecule: messenger RNA, 964 nt
Organism: Mus caroli (Ryukyu mouse)
Lineage: Eukaryota; Metazoa; Chordata; Mammalia; Rodentia; Muridae
Product: keratin-associated protein 13-1-like
Source: RefSeq, a predicted model, not a curated record